Molecule: messenger RNA, 240 nt
Organism: Meloidogyne enterolobii
Lineage: Eukaryota; Metazoa; Nematoda; Chromadorea; Rhabditida; Meloidogynidae
Source: the annotation of a GenBank genome assembly
AAAAUUCUUCAUUUAAAAUUAAAAGAGAAAAUGUCACAAAUAAAUACGACAGAUAAACCCCCACCUUCUUCGCCUCUUAUUAAACCUCAACAAUCACCUUCACCUACCCCUAGUGGCAAAAAUAUUAAACGUUUUCGAGCUGCCCAUGCAAGUUUUCGUCUUCGAAUGCUUCAUGAACAAAAUGCUCCAGUAAGGAAAAUAGAACCGGUUUGUUUUGAAGUUUAUAUUUUUUUUAAUUAA